AUGGCGGAGGGAGAGGGAGAGGGAGGUGAGUUCGAGGCGUCGGAAGGCGCGGUGGUGCUGGCGGAGCACCGGCGGACGGUGGCGGAGCUGUUGGCGGAGCUGGAGGCGGAGAGAUCAGCGUCGGCGACGGCGGUGAGCGAGGCCAUGGCGAUGAUUCUGCGGCUGCAGAGGGAGAAGGGGCUGCUCCUGAUGGAAAAGCGCCAGUUCCAGCAGGCGGCAGAGGAGACGAUGACCUACCACCAGGAGCAGCUCCUCCGCCUCGAGGACCUCCUCUACCGGCGCGAGCAGGCGCUGCAGGCGCUCUCCUGCGAGGUGCAGGCCUACCGCCACCGCCUCCUCAGCCUCGGCAUCUCUCCUGAUUUCUCGCCCAACCGCAGCGAGGAGGAGGAGGACAAUUCCGAGAUGGGGAACCUGGAUAGGAGGCUACGGGGGCUGGAAGCAGAGAGGGAGACGAUGCGGCAGGUGGUGGGCUCUCUGCAGGUGGACAUGGCACUGCUGAGGAAGAUCGCCCGGCGAAUCGGAGAAGAGGAAGAGGAACAGGAGGCUUCUCCUUCCUCCUCGACUCCCCCACCAGCGGCGGCGGCGACGACGACGACGACGGUGAAGGAGGCGCAGCACCCGCCCUGGUGUGUUGGGUUCUUCUUGUGGACGACGAUCAGGGCAAUCCCAGCCUUCUUCCUGGGGGGAAGCUUCCCAUUCCUGCUCAAGAUCAGGGAACUCGUCGAGGUAUUACUACACAAUCUGGUCCGAACCUCCCCUAAAAAAUACGUUUUCUUUCAAAUUCAGAGAAGAUGACUCGCCCCUUUUCCUUCAACGUCUCAUUUCUUCAGCCAAUUUUCCCCCAUAACUCUGAUCUUCGCUUCCCAGCGGACCCUCUCGUUCGUCUGCUCGAGGAAGAACGCCGACGCCGGCAGGCGCGUAGAAGAGCACCAUAUGCGCGCUUCUUCUUCUUCUUCCCUCAACUUCCCAGUGAUUGAAUCCGACCCUCGUUUGAUCAGCAGCCAUCGCGAGAACAGGGGUUGCAGGCGGGUUACGCCGGGGACUCCAAGCGGCGGGGCUGCCUCCUCAUCCUCAUCCUCCAUGGGCUUCCUGGUCCUGCUCCUCCUGCUCGACUCGUCCUCCCCCCGCAUCCGACUCCAACUCCUGAGGCGUCUCUCCCAGAUGCGGAGUUCUUGA
Spirodela intermedia is the source of this 1176-nucleotide messenger RNA. The record is from the annotation of a GenBank genome assembly. Lineage: Eukaryota; Viridiplantae; Streptophyta; Magnoliopsida; Alismatales; Araceae.